CUUGAGACCUGAAGGAAAAGUGGAUCUGCUUAUAGGAGCCGAUUGUUGCAUUUUAUUACCGGAGAAAGUUGAUCAGAUUGGAAAUCUCCAAUUGAUGCGGAACCAAUUUGGAUAUUGUAUUAGAGGAAGUCAUGACAAUUUACGAGUACCUGUUACAGCAGAAUCAAAUCUUGUGUGCAUUCAUCAUACUUCAGGAAGGAUAAUUGAGCCUAUUCGGUUGAACAUGGGCAACUUUAAGACUGUUGUUGAUUACUUUUUCGACAUAGAAAGUCUAGGAACUUAUUGUGUGCCAAAGUGUGGAAGUUGCAGGUGCGGGAAAUGCCCACCAGGUAAUGGAAGUUAUACUCUGAAGGAAGAACGUGAGCUACACCUUAUAAAGGAUGGACUUCAAUAUGACAAAUUGGGUAAAUACUGGACCGCUACAUAUCCGUGGGUUAAAGAUCCAAAGUAUCUCCCUAACAAUGUGAACGCAGCAAUGUAUCGAUUGAGAUCCACAGAAAGACGUUUGGAAAGAGCAGGACCAGAUUACAGUAAAGCAUAUGGUGACCAGAUUAUGGAUAUGGUGGAAAGGAGCGUGGCAAGAAAAUUAACUGAUGAAGAGAUGGAUACAUACGAUGGGCCUAUUCACUACAUUCCACACCACGAGGUCUUAAAACCAAAUUCCAAAUCAACACCUGUGCGGAUCGUAUUUGAUUCAUCAUCGUCGUAUAUGGGUCAUGUAUUGAAUGAAUAUUGGGCAAAGGGACCAAAUGUUCUGAAUGACCUUUUAGGGGUCAUCAUCAGAUUUAGACAAAGGAAAAUAGCUAUUGCAGGAGACAUCACCAAGAUGUAUAAUGCAAUCAAACUAUCUGAAAGAGAUCAGCAUACACACAGAUUUGUAUGGAGAGACUUGCAGUUAGACAAACUACCUGAUCAUUAUGUAUUAACAUCAGUGACAUUUGGAGACAGACCCAGCGGAACAAUUUCCACUAUGGCCUUGCGGAUGACAGCAGAAAUGUAUCAAACUGAAUACCCAAAGGCAGCAGAAUUAGUCAUUAAAAACAGUUAUAUGGAUGACUUACUUAUCUCAGUGAAUACUGUUUGUGAGGCCAAGGAAAUAAUUCAGGAUACUGAAAUGAUGUUAAGUCAUGGAGGAUUUCGCGUUAAACAUUGGAUAAUCUCUGGUGAUCAAAGUGAGCAUUUUACAGGAAUGAAUGUGUUGUGUGCAGAACAGGAAAACAUUCUUGGAAUGUGUUGGUUACCCAAAGAUGACGUUUGGACAUUCAAGGCAAAAUUGAACUUUUCGUCGAAAAGACGUGGAAUACAUUUAGAAGAUGAUCUCAAGGAAGAACAAUUGCAUCUUAUUCCUGAUAAUUUAACUCACAGGAUGGUCCUUAGUCAGGUAGCAGGCAUUUAUGAUCCUCUAGGACUUAUUGCUCCAUACGUAUUAUAUGCGAAAAUUCUCAUGAGAAGCAUGUGUUCCAAAGAAAUUCAGAAUGGAUGGGAUGAACCUAUGAAUGAAGAAAUCAGGGUUAAAUGGAUGCAAUUCUUUAGGGGAUUGUAUGAAUUACAAUCAAUAACAUUCAAAAGAUGUAUUAUGCCAGAAAACGCGGAAGGUGAUCCAAUUCUUGUCAUAUUCUCAGAUGGAAGUCAACAAGCCUACGGUGCAUGUGCCUACAUUAGAUGGCAUACUAACGACAACACAUAUGAAUCAAAUCUAGUUAUCGCAAAAAAUCGAAUUGCACCAGCGAAGCAGUUGUCAACUCCUCGUCUCGAAUUGUGUGGAGCAGUGCUUGCAUCUAGACUUCAUCAAAAACUUGUGACAGAACUGGACUUUAGAUUCAGCAAGAUUGUACAUAUCGUUGAUUCGAUGAUUGUCAGAGCACAAAUACAACGAGAGAGCUAUGGUUUUGGAACAUUUGUGGCAACACGGGUUGCUGAAAUACAAAGCAAAACGGAUCCUACUGAGUGGUGGUGGGUUCAAGGAGAUCAGAAUCCUGCAGACAUGACUACAAGGGUUGCAUCAGCAAGUGCUCUAGGGGCUAAUUUCAAGUGGCAAAGGGGUCCAGAUUUCUUAAAGAUGCCGUUCGAAUUAUGGCCAAUAACUCAAGAAACUACCCUGGAUAGUGAUCAGAUACCUGAUGUUGUUGGAAUAACCAUGUCGAUCACAUCUGAUGAUUGCUCAACUAUUAGUGACAUUGCCAUUGAUAUUGAUCGGUUCGCCGGUUUGAAGAAACUACUUGGAGUUACCAGCAUUGUCUUAUCCAUAUUUAAAUGGAAGACUUUUAAGGGCAUUUGUGACAAGAUCACUAUGGAGACAUUAAUUGAAGCAGAGAUGAGUUGGGUUAAGCAUGCACAGAAAGAUUUACCAAAGGACUGGAUGAAGAAGUUUCAAAGACUUGGACCAUUCCUUAAUCAAGAUGGAGUUGUGUGUGUUGGACAACGAAUGGCUGAGUGGAUCAAACAAUCAUGGAAUCAAAGAGAAUUUGUUUUGUUACCAAGAAAGGGACGUUUUACCGAGUUAGUUGUUCGCAGUGUUCACAGUGAAGAUCAUGCAGGAUUGGAAGUGACAUUAGCAAAGAUGCGAAGUAAAUACUGGAUUCCUGGAGUUCGCAAAAUCAUUAAACGAAUUAAGGAGAAUUGUGUGGUAUGCAGAAAGCGGGAUAAGGUGUUAGUGCAACAACAGAUGAGUGUCUUACCUUCUUUUAGACUGAGCCCAGCACCUCCAUUCUACAACUGUGCCGUUGACAUGUUCGGACCAUAUACCAUACGUGACACAGUCAAGAAGCGGACACACGGAAAGGCAUAUGGUGUAUUGUUUAACUGCCUUAACUGCAGAGGUGUUUAUGUUGACCUGGCUGAAGGUUACGACACGGGAAGUUUCCUUGUUGUGUUCAGGAGAUUCAUAUCUCUUCGUGGCAACCCGAAACGAAUGAUUUCUGAUGCAGGCACACAAUUAGUAGCUGCGGGAAAGGAACUAAAGAAGUAUGGAAUAGAAUGGAAUGUCAUUAAAUCUGCGGAUGCACCGUGGGAAAAUGGGUGCAGUGAAUCGUUGAUCAAGUCUGUGAAGAGGUGUCUUGAAAUUGCUGUUGGUGAUUCGAUUUUGACAUUUUCGGAAUUGCAAGCUGUGUUUUUUGAGGUUGCAAAUUUGGUGAAUGAGAGACCUAUUGGAACCAAGGUGUGUGAUCCAAAUGAAGGAACAUACUUAUGCCCAAAUGACUUGUUAUUGGGUAGAUCCAGUGCACGAGUUCCUCAGAUUGAAAUGGAUGAACGUUGCAACCCACGGCUCAGGUGGAAGUUUAUUCAACAGCUGGUUGAUGCUUUUUGGAAGAGAUGGAUCAGAGAUUAUUUCCCCACUCUAAUUGUUAGACAGAAGUGGCAUACAAACAGGAGGAAUCUGAAACGGGGUGAUCUGGUUUUAGUUCAGGACGCCAACUUGAUUCGGGGGAAAUGGAAGCUUGCCCAAGUUGCUGAGGCAGAGCCAGGAACAGACGGAAAGGUUCGAGACGUUACAGUGCGAUACAAAAAUGUAGGUCCCGGCGCAAGCUAUACUGGAUGUACUGACACUAUCAUUCGUAGAUCCGUCCAUCGACUUGUUGUAAUACUACCUACUGAUGAAUGUGAUUAGUUGUGGACUGAUUAAGAAACUAGUUGGGGGAGUGUAUCGUCAACGAUAUUGUAAACUUUCCGGAAAUAUUAUAGUUGGCCACUAUUUUGUUACUUAUUUUACCGGAAGUGUGUUUGUUUUGGAACGGCAUGCAUGGAUAGAUAAUCCCACGUUUUGUUUAGUACGUUAUAGCUCAAUAAUGUUGGACCCAUCAAUGUGUUGAAACACUGGAAUAAAUGGUUACAACAGAUGGUGUAUUGUUUUAUUGUUGAGCUAUACACCCAGGGACAGAGAAGAAGAUUUUCAAAGAAUUUCUACACUUUCAAUAUAUGACCAAUAGAGCCCCACCCUAACACAAGAACCCCUGCCCCAGGGGCCAUGAAUUUCACAAUUUUGGUAGACGGCUCAACGCUCAUUAUAAUUAUGCCCACAGUUUGGCUUCUUGAUGUCCAGGAGUAAAGAAGAAGAUUUUUUAAAAUUACACCCAUUUUGAUGGUUUUUGCCCCACCCCUCAGGCCCCAGGGGGGCAGGGACCACGAAUUUCACAAUUUUUGUUCCCCUCCACCCACAGAUGCUAUAUGCCAAAAUUGGUUGAAAUUGGUUCAGGGGUUUCAGAGAAGAAGCUGAAAAUGUUCAAAUGUUAACGCACGACGCACGACGAACGACGACGGACAAAAACAGAUAGCAAUAGGUCACCUGAAUGAAUUC
Molecule: messenger RNA, 4294 nt
Organism: Ostrea edulis (European flat oyster)
Lineage: Eukaryota; Metazoa; Mollusca; Bivalvia; Ostreida; Ostreidae
Exons: 2
Coding region: 95-3607 (1170 amino acids)
Biological process (GO): DNA integration
Molecular function (GO): nucleic acid binding
Source: RefSeq, a predicted model, not a curated record